AUGAAGAUGAAGGAAACGACCGGCACGGAUUUGCUAAAGCACAUAGGUGAACCGAUUGGGAGAGCGCUGGAAGAGAGCUCAACAGAUAUCGGAAUCAAAUGGAAAUACUACACCCCUCUUGUGAAUUUGGUUGAUGAUCAUCAAGGAUUUUACUUUGGUUUGAGGUCCAGCCGUAUAGAUUCGACAGAUCUGCAAUUGUCUAGAUUGGACCCUUAA
This is a messenger RNA of Botrytis byssoidea, 216 nucleotides long. RefSeq lists its product as uncharacterized. Bases 1 to 216 code for a protein of 71 amino acids. The transcript is spliced from 3 exons. NCBI's taxonomy places the organism in Eukaryota, Fungi, Ascomycota, Leotiomycetes, Helotiales, Sclerotiniaceae. The record is from RefSeq and is a predicted model, not a curated record.